AUGGCUUUCCCUUGCCAUUUGUUGAACUUUUGGAGAAGUCCAAUCCUCUUGUGGCAGCCACAACAGAGGGCUCGAUCCUCAGCUCGACCUCAGCUCGAGACUCAGAUCGAUCGCUCAGGCUCCUCUUCUCGCAAAUCAUCCUCAUGCCCAACUAAUGUGUACACAGGGGGUCUGAAAAUCAAUGUUCUCACCCCUUACAACUGUGGUGAGCUCUGGGUUAGGCAGGAGAAACUUGGAGGGUCCAACCAAUGGAUGUGUGAACUUGAAUUGGAACCUCCCAUCCAACUCCUUGUGCUCAAUGAGGAGGUUGGUCUUGCAAAACUUGAUGUCCAUCCAACCUGGUUCAGUAGCUCUCCUAUCAGUUGGGUUUACUCCAGCAGCACACAAGAUAGGUGUGAUGAGCCCUCCAACACUAAGCUUUCUUCCUCUUUGGUGCCUAGUGUUGUAAGCUGUGAUCUUGUAGGUGAGGAGCUGGUCAAGGAAGGCAUCAAGUUCCCUGUGUCAGACCUAUCUCCCCUUAUCCUCUUGCCAUCCUUGUGCGUGAGAGAAGGGCUUGAUUCCCAUGUCAAGAAACUUGAGUUCCCCCUCGUUGAUUGUCCCGGUGCCUUCCUUGCAAAGAAGGUGUUGGCAAGUGCCUUGUGCACAUAUCUCAAGACUGGGCUCCUGAUCUGA
Microthlaspi erraticum is the source of this 672-nucleotide messenger RNA. The record is from the annotation of a GenBank genome assembly. Lineage: Eukaryota; Viridiplantae; Streptophyta; Magnoliopsida; Brassicales; Brassicaceae.